Striga hermonthica is the source of this 462-nucleotide messenger RNA. The record is from the annotation of a GenBank genome assembly. NCBI's taxonomy places the organism in Eukaryota, Viridiplantae, Streptophyta, Magnoliopsida, Lamiales, Orobanchaceae.
AUGGCCGCACGCACGUUUCCCCUGAGCCGUCUCAUCUUCUCCGGCCUCCGAUGCUCCACCCCUCUCCGCCCGGCGGCUCCGCCCGCGAGCUUCCGUACUUUCUCCAGUACGUGUGGCCGGACUCCGUCGGAAUUCUCAUCUUCCGGCGAGGACCCAAACUUUUCCGAUGACAGAGUUGAAUGGAAAACUACUGCGGAAUGCUUCCAUCUCCAGCUGAAUGUAGAGCCAAUGUCCAAAGACCAAGUUGGUGUCAAGAUGAAGGGAUCGGAACUCAUUGCCCAAGGCAAAAUGGAGAAUAAUUUCCCAGGAGGCAGCAUUGCGGUAAUCAUGAGGUACACGGUCGAGCUGCCUAUGGAUGUCAUCAAGCCCGACGAGAUCACGGCCAAAGUGAAUGGCAGCAUUCUGAAUGUGUUCAUUCCCAAGAAGAAAGUCGAUGGUGGGGAGUCGGAGGGUACCUCUUGA